Molecule: messenger RNA, 1117 nt
Organism: Trifolium pratense (red clover)
Lineage: Eukaryota; Viridiplantae; Streptophyta; Magnoliopsida; Fabales; Fabaceae
Product: UPF0481 protein At3g47200-like
Exons: 1
Coding region: 41-664 (207 amino acids)
Source: RefSeq, a predicted model, not a curated record
CAUCAGGCACCAACACCACAACUAUCUUCAAUAUUGUUGAAUGAUGGCAUCCCACACUACCCUUGAAGAAAAAUUUGACGAGCUACAAAAAGCAGAGGAAACACCCCAAAUUUCAGCACCAAAGAUACAAAAAGUGUCAGAGUAUCUCAGAAACAGAAAAGAAUUUAAGAAGUAUUAUUUACCCAGGUUGGUGUCAAUAGGUCCUAUCCAUCAUGGCAAUGCAAAUCUCAAGUUAGGAGAGAAGUACAAGCUUAUGUGGGCAGCACAAUACAUCAAAAACACCAGACGCAUUGCACAGGAUCUACACAAAAAAAUUGUAGAUAAAAUUGAUGAAUUGAAGGGUCUUUUUGCCGAGGAUGUUUUAACUGCUACCAAAGAGUCUCUAAAAGGCUUCAGUAGCCUUGACGAAAAGUUGUCAUGGAUUUUGUUCAUAGAUGGAUGUUCUCUGCUGUAUUUCUUGGCGGCAAUGAAUGCCGACGAUAAUGCAGAGGAAAUUUUGAUUAUUAAGCUUGAUCAGCUGUCUGUUGUGAUGACGGAUGUACUUUUGUUGGAGAAUCAACUUCCUUAUCUUGUACUGAAGCUGUCGUGGAAAAAUGACAAUGAGACAGGAUUGAAUGAAAUCAUGGAGAAUUUCGUCGAAUUUAAUCUUUGGGGCACAGCAUAAAACGAGACUUAUAAAUCGGAAGUAACACCAAGAAUUUCGUCAAAUGUCAUAAUUGGGACAUGCUAGAUAUUAAGAGGACCUGGGUGUCAGUCAGGUCACGCAUUCAAGGUUGUUUUGAGGUUCAGAACAAAAAGAAAAACGAAGAUGAACAAGAAGAGGAACAACAACACAGUGAAGUGAUAUCAAUACCAAAUGAGUUUGAGUCACCCACUCAUCUUCUUGAUCUUCAGCUUAAAAUCAUCCUCAAGGUACAAGUUAAUGAUAAAAGUUGUGCAUUGACAAACGUAAAAAUGGUCAACUAGGUUAUUUAUUUUAUGACGGAAUGAGUACUAUGUAUAUGUUGUUUUUAAAAGAUAGCUGACACUUAUUUUGAAAACAUCAAUUUUUUAUUUUGUUUUAUUUUUAAUUCUUAUAAAAAAAUUCAACAAGUUUUCGUCCUCAAAUAUUCUGUCA